Molecule: messenger RNA, 6836 nt
Organism: Eleginops maclovinus (Patagonian blennie)
Lineage: Eukaryota; Metazoa; Chordata; Actinopteri; Perciformes; Eleginopidae
Gene: gpr173
Product: G protein-coupled receptor 173
Exons: 2
Coding region: 925-2106 (393 amino acids)
Biological process (GO): G protein-coupled receptor signaling pathway
Cellular component (GO): plasma membrane
Molecular function (GO): G protein-coupled receptor activity
Source: RefSeq, a predicted model, not a curated record
AGCAGACGUCUCCCCCGGCUCUACGCACAGUGUUUCCCCGCUGGCCGUUUACGGGCUGCGGGACAGAAUGAGGACCGGCCUCGGUGUAAUCCCGCAGCCCUGCCAGCUCGGGGCUUUCUGGCCUCAAUACGUUAGCUAGCGAACAGAAUCUGUUCUGACCGGAAGCCAUCAAAUCGUUACUGCAUGCUGAAGGAUUUCCUGCACAGCAGACAGAGGGUUCUGACCGGAUUCAUGCGAGAGGACCUGCGGCGGCGGAUAGACAGGCUCUCGGACACCGGGAGCAGCAGAGGCUCCACAGGGCGUCUGCUGCUGGCAGCUCCAACAGAACGUCAGUUUACACAUGCCACAAUAGGAUCCUAUCACCUGCAAUCCUUCUUAAUCAUUAAUGUUUAUUAUACUGGAUAAAGGAGCAGCCCUCUCUGGAUCAGCAUUCUGUGCUGCCUGUCACUGUGGAUUUACUGUCGACCGGCACGAGCUGUGGAAAAACGGAGACAUGACAUGCACGAGAAAAAAGAGGAAACAGCUUUGGGUUCUUUAAGCCCUUUGAUUAAUAAAGGGAGUCCUCAACAGGCUUCCCUUAACACCUUUUGAAAGAUCUGGACCGUUGACAGCUGUCGGCACAGCAGCUGAUUUAUCUCUCCUCUGGAUGAUUGUGUGGAGCAGCUCUACGUUCAUGUGGACUGCAACACACGGCCUGCCCGCCACAGUGUGGAGGACCAGCAGCCCCAGCAGGCGCCUGGAGCAGAUCGGGAGGUGAGACGAUAAAAUACACCGUCAAAGGGACCCUGCUUGAAAUGGGGCAAUGUGGAUUGAGGUGUUCCUUGUGAACUGCAGAAAAAAAGCAACCACGAGGACGCAGGAACCAUUAGUAGACGGAGGAGGCCGUGUGGAAGCGGCGGCUUUGGUGUGUAUAGAAAAGCUGGUAUGGGUGGAGGGGCAAUCGCGAUGGCGAAUGGGAACGAGAGCAGUGAAGGGCCUGCUGGGCUGAUGGCAGUGGUGGCUACCGCAGGAGGCAUGGCAGCAGAAAGCCCCUCCUCGGCUGUCUCUACCUAUAUCAAACUGGUGCUCCUCGGGCUGAUCAUCUGCAUCAGCCUGUUGGGCAACCUGGUGGUGUCUCUGCUGGUCCUGCGGGACCGGGCCCUGCACAAAGCACCUUACUACUUCCUGCUGGACUUGUGCCUGGCAGACACCAUUCGCUCGGCCAUCUGCUUCCCCUUUGUGCUGGUGUCUAUAAAGAACGGCUCGGCCUGGACCUACAGCGUGCUGAGCUGCAAGGUGGUGGCCUUCAUGGCGGUGCUCUUCUGCUUCCAUGCCGCAUUCAUGCUGUUCUGCAUCAGUGUAACACGCUACAUGGCCAUUGCACACCACCGCUUUUACUCGAAACGCAUGACAUUCUGGACUUGUGUGGCAGUGGUGUGCAUGGUAUGGACACUGUCCGUGGCGAUGGCGUUCCCACCAGUUUUUGAUGUGGGUACCUAUAAAUUCAUUCGCGAGGAGGACCAGUGCAUCUUCGAGCAUCGCUACUUCAAGGCUAACGAUACACUCGGCUUCAUGCUAAUGCUGGCUGUGCUCAUUCUAGCCACACAUGUUGUCUACAUGAAGUUACUCCUCUUUGAAUACAAGCACCGCAAGAUGAAGCCGGUCCAGAUGGUGCCGGCCAUCAGUCAGAACUGGACCUUCCACGGGCCGGGGGCUACUGGCCAAGCAGCAGCCAACUGGAUUGCAGGCUUUGGGAGGGGGCCAAUGCCGCCGACCCUGCUGGGUAUCCGACAGAACUUGCACAACCAGAACCGGCGCCUGCUGGGCAUGGAUGAAUUCAAAGCAGAGAAGCAACUUGGCAGGAUGUUCUAUGUGAUCACCCUGCUGUUCCUGGUGCUCUGGUCUCCAUACAUAGUGGCUUGCUAUUGGCGGGUGUUUGUGAAGGCCUGUACAAUACCACACCGGUACCUCUCCACCACCGUGUGGAUGAGUUUUGCCCAAGCCGGGGUCAACCCUAUUGUCUGUUUCUUCCUCAACAAAGACUUGAAGAAAGGGCUCCUUUCCCACCUACCAGCCUGCUGCAGGACUAAACCUCAUUUGCCACGAGAGCCUUAUUGUGUCAUGUGAUCAGAGAGGAUGAUCUAAACAUAGAGAGGAACCCAGGACAGUCAACAGGGUUGAGUGUUUGCUUGAACUGUUGCAGCAUUUCAAUACAAUAGAAGCUAUUUUUAAGCAGUGGUUGCAAACUAGUAAAUAUAAUGAUAACACUGGAAUGGUUAGCAUGUAUUUCAUCGUCCAACCCUUUUUUCACUCAAACCACCUCAUACAUGGAGUCAAACCUUGACUUUUGAUAAUAAGAAAGAAAAUACUUUCAUAAGAAACAUGCAAGUGAUAAUGCAGUCAUUAUGGAAACCAAGCCAGACAAACAGCAAACAAAUUACCAAGCUGCUUCAAAAAGAAUGGAAAAUGAGAAACAUCUAGGGUUGAUUGAAAGGAAACUUGAGUUAAUAAGUUGAUAGAAGUUUCCUACGGGGGACAAAGAUAAUAAAGUUACAUGCUGGAUUAGUAAGCAAAGCAUUUUGUAUAGUGACAUUGAAGAGGAACUGUUCGCAUCAGAAACAUCAUGUCACAGUCUGGCCAGAAAAUGGUCAAUUGAUGAAAAUAAAAUAUUUAAAAGUAGGGGGAACACAGAGUCAGAGGGCGGAGAGAAGGGUUAAACUGAUCUCACGUUUGUAAUGAAUUAUUAAUACUUGAGUGGAAGGAACACCAGCUCUCAGACCGGGACAAUGGGUCUCAUCCUGACUGAUCGACAGAAGUUAUUCAUGCUAUGAUUUCUCCAGGUGUCGCUAAUUGAAUUAACUAACAAAACUUCUGAUGCACAUUAUUAUUAUUUAGAUCUGUGCAUGACUGAGUCAAAAGAGAGGAUGUGAUCGUCUGCAAACAUUAACAGCAGCUUGUUAAAGUGUGAGCCCCUCUGCAUAAAAGGCUUCUCUUAGCCCAGAGCAGAUUUUUGUUAUAAACUCAACAACACAUUACCUUUGGUGUCCAGUUGACAGUGCACAGCCAUGUCCAGCAGCAUUCCCUCAGCUCUGGUGUCUUCAUAAGCCUAGUUUAUCAGCUUGUUUCUGGAGAAUGGGAUCCACCUGUGAAUGUACAUGUCUGUAUUGUGGACCAUUGAAUUGACAUUCAUUUUUAAUAUUUCUUAAUAACUUUGUGUUCAUGUACAAUUUGCAAAGCUUUUUUUUCUUGUAUGUCUCUGUCACUUCUCCUCUGAAGCAGUGCUUCAGCGGUUAUUUGCCACUCAGUACUAAUACCAGAAGAGUGAUAGAGCUGCCAUGUAUUCAUCUCCAUGCUGGUCCUGCGACAUGAACAUUUGUAUUUAUGUAUGCUGAUCGACUGUGUGUAGACAGUUUUCUAAGCCCAUCAAAUCAACGUGUGAAGUUCCAAAACACUGAACUAAUACACUGAUAGAUGAGCCUGAUUUCUUUAUGAUCCCCCCUGAGGACACAUCAUUUACACCUGUCACACCUGAGAGCCGCUAACGGAAGUCCUGAGGCUGCAGCAGGGCUCUGGAACCUGCAGAGCUCAGUAUGUUCUGUAGAUAUCAGGCAGACACAGGCCAGACAGGAGCUUUAGGCCACAGCAAGAAGUGUUUAGUGUUUAUAUGGACCCUGUUCACAUCUAGUGUAGCCAAUAGAAAUCUUUUGGCAUUACAGCAGGCUCUAUCACACACUUUGGUUUUGCUGCUUCACCUCAAUAUGGGAAGGCAGUCAAACCAAAUUCUGAAUUAUAUAAAUGUAAAAAAUACUUACUUUUUGCAAUCAAGAUUAUGAAAGGAAGUCUGAAUUUAUAGUAAUAAUGUUGAACUUUAUGAAAAUUAAGUCAAACUCUUAAUAAUAGAAACCUUGAUCACACACGUGAGGACAGAGAUCCACGGACAUGAGGUAAAAAAACUACUAAAACGAAUGCAGGUCCACUAAAGUGACCUUUCAAAUUCCUUCUGAAGUGUGUGUAGCUUACAAGAGGCAACCUUUGGAAACACUAAAACUGCAUCACUCACAUCACAUAGAGCACGACAUGUUUCAGCAGCUCAUAAGACUACAGGAUACAUCUGAAUCACCUUCCACCUGGUUCUGUUUGAGGAUCACACCAAGCAUCCAUCUUAAUCCCUUCACACAGGACUGAAGUCAGAGGGGGCAGUGGAAGAGACAUCUCUUAUCGAUGGAUAAAUGUGCUUUUUCUUGUUUCUUCCUGAAAUGAACUGUACGAUGGGUAGAAGUGGGAGGAGAGGAUAGAGAAUGUAAUUUUUCAGUGAAUGUCUGAAAACAUGACAUGUCCUUAAGAUUGAGGGAAUAUUGUAUUUGGGGUUUGAGGUGCCCCUUGUUCUCUGCCAUGGCAUAUAUUACACCCCCAACAACAGCAUGCUGCAGAGAAUCGCUUAUCUUAAUUUAUCUUUUCAGAAUUAUGGCCUUACUCCAUUAAAAAAAUGUCACACCAAUGGAACAAAGAGUAGACAGACGUGUCUCCUCUGUCUGCACUGAAGUCAGGAGGCGACGGAACACUGUGCACACCAGAGACAUCAGGAGACUCGUUGCUCUUCCUAUCAGACCGGGCCCCUGUGGUCAGGACGAUGACAGCGCUGGGGGUACACUGACCCCUACUCUGGAUUUCUGUGGUAUUUUGUUGAAUGAAGGAAAAAAAUUGAGUUUGUCUAUUUUCAUUUGUGAGACUAAGCUGUUGCUGGGCAGCUUUUUGAGUUGCCUCAGGCAGUUUCUCUUUUGUAAAUGUACAGUGACCUCUGUAUUAUGAGUGUGUAUUAUAAUGACAGCAAAUCAACUCUGAAAUGCACCAGAACAGUUCCUGAUCACCAGAUUUAUACUGUGUGUGUGUGUGUGUGUGUGUGUGUGUGUGUGUGUGUGUGUGUGUGUGUGUGUGUGUGUGUGUGUGUGUGUGUGUGUGUGUGUGUGUGUGUGUGUGUGUGUGUGUGUGUGUGUGUGUGUGUGUGUGUUUCUAUUGGCAGGAAUGAUUGUGUGUAUGUGUAUACUGAGGGUUACAUCAAUGGGAGGACUAAGAGGGAACACUGACCAGAUACAUAUUACAUUUCAAUGACAUCAUUCCUGCAAAUGCUUCUUUAGUAUUCCUCAUGAGGACCUUCUUCAAGAGAUCAGAAUUUGUUUUAAAACCAAUGAAGUUUACUCAAAGUCCCUUUUGUAGAACAUCUCGUAAAUCAAUGAUUAAAUGAAUAUAAUUGUUUGUAUAUAUUUAGAGAUAACGAAGGGAAAAAAGCUUGACAUAAAUCACAUACAUGUGACAGGCUAAAUGUGAUUGCAUACACUGGCCUCUACCUGAAUGUUUGAUUGAAGAGUUAUUAAUAAAAAUAAGCAUCUUAAACCAACAAUUAUAUUGAACAACCAAGACCUGUACAUGACAGUUUCACUUUGACAUCAAACCAGUACUAACACAGUCUUUAAAGGAAACUCCAGAGGUUCUGCUGGGUCACCUCCAUCAGAACUGCUAAUGUGCUAACACAGUGACCUCCAGAGGUGGGAGGACAGUAAAAGUCCUGCAUUCAAAAUGUUCCUCCAGUAAAAGUAGAAAGUAUUCUCAUCUAAAUGUACUUAAAGUAGAGACAGUAAAAGUAGUCAUUGUUUGAUUGGUCCAUUUCAGAAUAAUAUCUCUGAUAUGUUUUAUAAUGAUUGAUCAUUAAAGUGUUCUCAGAGCUGGUAAAGGUGCAGCUAGUUUGAAUGGCUUUGUAUACUGCAGGGUAGCGGCUGGAUUUACUCCAGGUGAACUAAAGUCUGAUUUAAGGGCUGAUUAUAUUUACCAUCAUUAAUCCAGAUCUGUAAAGUAACUAAAGGGAUUAAAUACAUGUAGUGGAGUAAAAGUACACCAUCUACCUCUGAACUAUAGUUGAGCAGAAGUACAAAGUAGCAUAAACUGGAAAUACUCAAGUGAAGUAGCCUACAGUACUUGACUAAAUGUACUUAGUAACUUCCCACCUCUGGUGACCUCACAGCCACAUGAUCGGCAGCUUGGAAACUGACAGGUGUUUCCUCCAUCAGUCUGAUCUCCUGAUAAAGCAGUUUGGACUGUGAUCAUCUGACAGCCUUUGUGUUAUUGUCACACUUUUGUUUGUUGCACGUUGUCCUCUUAACAAAAAACAAUACAAAUGAUGGCCAAAAUAAGCAUACAAAAAACAACAACAAGUUAUAAGAUCCUUUAAGGAUUCUCUUUUGUCUCAAAGAUCGUCUCUAGUCACGUCAGAGGGGUGCACGGUAUCACGAGAGGCUAGCAGCGCAGCUAGCCGAAACAGGCGAAGCACAGCCGAAGCAGAGGCGAAGGCAGCGUUUGUUUUGAAGAAGUCCAGAAAGUUGAAACCAUUUGUUCCAUUUAAACUAAAUUUGGUGUGAAUGCUGUCAUGAGUGUGGGUGUGCCUGGCGAGCCAGAUUCACAUUGAAAGUUAGUGUUGGGUUGUUCUGCUGUGCUACAGUUGGAACACACACAGAGACACACCGACAGGAACCACAGCAGCUUUACAGCGUUCCUGCGGGGAAAACUCCAAAUGUUGCGAUGUCUUAGAAAGGGGCCAGUUCAUGAAUUCUUUGGAAAAUGUUUAAUUUAAACCUUAAAGGUAGACCAUUAAAUGUCAAUGGUUAAAAGAACAAUGUAAUCUCAUUGAUCCGGACAUAAAGCAAAAGGUCUGAAGGAUGUACGAGAUAUUCCUCUGACCCGGCAUCACAGAGCCGGCUCAGACUGCAGGUUCCCUUUGGUUUUUUUCUUUUUUUUCUGUUCUUCUGUUACGCAUGUCUCUGGAAAUUUAUGACUUUGUAAAAAUAAUAAAUUUCAUUUGAAAUGAU